GUCCUCACCAUGAGGGCUUUUUCUGCAAACUUGCUCGCCCUUCUAUUCCUGUGCGCCCUUGCGGGUGUUUUCUACGUCUGGAGCUCACUGGAGAGCCGUCUGGAGCGACACAAACGUGGGUCCUCUUCUCACCACGGCCUCCCGGCGGCGGCGGCGGCGGACCCCUCCGCCAAAACUUUUCGGGCAUUGCUCGCUGUCCCGGCGGCACAGAGACCACCGCACUUGGGGGCCAGACUUGAGGCUCCCAACCUCACUGAUCAAACUGCCUCCACGGGAAACCCAGAUCACCAUGUGAAUGGGGACAACAAGAGGUCAGCGCUGCGGGGGGGCAUGGUCAAGUUGGGCUCCCCGGUGGAGGAUGGGAUAUUUUGGAGCGAAUGGCUGGAGGAUCUCCUCCCCGUCGGCUUCUCGGAGGAAUAUGCUCGAUCUUGGCGAGAGAGAGCGAGGCAAUACCGGAUAGUGAAGCUGGAGCCCGGCUGCGGCAGGAUAUCUAACCAGCUCGCCACUUUUGCAGACGGGACCAAAGCGUGUGUGCGUUACGGGAUAAACGCGGAUCAGGUGCAGGGAGAAACUUUGACCUAUUAUCUCGCCAGUUUGCUGGGCAUCACAAACCUGCCUCCUCUGAUACUGUCCCAGCUGAACAGCGACGGUGAGCAGUGGGCGGCUGUGAGGACGCGGAUAGGCGGAUUACAGUGGAGCGACCGAGCCGUGGUUUCUCUCACCGAGUGGGUCUCCAACCUGACCGGGGUGGUCACUCCGGCGCCGCUCAGGCAGGAGAGCGGCGGGCUGCACCCCGUGCUCGGGGAGCUCGGGAACAAGACGACGGUGGAGCUGCUGGAGCUGAUGCAGUGGACCGACCUGAUUUUAUUCGACUACCUGACCGCAAAUUUCGACAGGCUGGUCAGCAAUCUGUUCAGCCUGCAGUGGGACUCGCGCGUAAUGGAGAGGGACACCAACAACCUCCUGAAAACGCCCCGUGGCGACCUCGUGUUCAUAGACAACGAGGCCGGACUCGUGCACGGCUUUCGGGUGUUGAACAUGUGGGAGAAGUAUCACAACACGGUACUGAGCUCCGUGUGCGUGUUCAGAAAAAGGACCGUGCAAAGCGUGGCGGAGCUGCACCGGCGCAGAGACGCCAGGAGCCGGCUGCAGGAGCUCUACAGAGACAGCGAGCCUUUGUCCCCGGAGCUGGGGUUUCUCUCAGACGAGCACGCCGGUGUUCUCCAGGACAGGAUAGACAGAUUAUACAAACACAUUUUGCAUUGCAAAGGAAAGUACGGCCAGCUGUGAACAUCCAGUUGGCACUGUCCAACUGAGCUCUGCAAACGCGAUUGGCACACCUGUGCUAAACUGAUGCGCAUUACACAAAACUUGUCUUGAAUCCCCAGCUGAACUACCUCUUGUGAAAUAGAAUGCGAUGCCUACUUUAUAAAUAAGUACAGUUGACACAUGUUUAUAAGCUCCCUGCUGAGAUAUCCACUGUAUGCCUCACAGAGAGGAAUUAUUAAGGCCAGUCUCUCUCAACUGUCUUACUUCACCCCACUAAUGCUCAUCCUUCAAUAGGAUUAAAUAUAAAGAGUAGUAGGCUAUAUAUUUGUGACUAUAGGGUAUCAUAACGAAGCCCUUCCAUGUGUAUUUGGAUUCUUGCCUUGUGUUCAGCAAUCCUAAUGAUAAAACUCCUAAGCCUUAACAUAAGUUGACUCCUUAAUUCUGUAUUUCUGUUGACAUCUGGCUCACUUUUUUUAUAGAAAAUCGUUUGCACAGUACACUGUCAUAGCAGCACCUGCACUCCUGUAAUUGUGUUUGAAUUGCAUAUUCAGCCUUAAAGUCACAGGUGUACCAUACCCAUUGUACACGUUGUAAAUAUUGUCUGCCGAACUGUUUUGUUUUUGGGAAAUUUGAUGCUCCGCUAAUUUAACAUGCAUUGUAACAUUCCAAAAUCUCUUGUCCUUUUUGAUAAAUACACUGUAAUUUAAUUUAA
Anoplopoma fimbria (sablefish) is the source of this 1981-nucleotide messenger RNA. RefSeq names its product four-jointed box kinase 1 (gene fjx1). The record is from RefSeq and is a predicted model, not a curated record. Gene Ontology annotation, biological process: cell-cell signaling. NCBI's taxonomy places the organism in Eukaryota, Metazoa, Chordata, Actinopteri, Perciformes, Anoplopomatidae.